AUGAAUAAAUUCUUGUAUGGAGUGUUAGAUUUGGUGAAAACAGAGUGUAGAAAUGCUAUGUUACUGGGAGAUGUGAACAUGCCUAUGCUUAUGAAUCAUGCUCAGCAUGUUGAGAGUGAUAAGAUUAGGGAACAUGCUAAGGAGAAUAAGAAGGCUAAGACUAGGAACUACAACUAUACUCAGCAGAAAUCGGGUAGUGGAAAUCGCUCGCAGAGUAAUCAAAAGUUAUAUCCCCAGCAGCCCCUUCAUCAGCUAGUGCUCUAUCCUCCAUGUAUAGGUGGUGGUCAGCGCCAGAAUAGGUUGUAUGCUAUUCAGGCUCAUCAGGAUCAAGAAGGUUCUCCUAAUGUAGUCACUGGUGCAUUACAAGUCUUUGACCUUGAUGUUUAUGAAUUAUUAGAUCUAGGAGCUAGUCUUUCCUUUGUAACUCCUUACAUAGCAGUCCAACUAAGUGUUAGUCAUGAAACUCUCUCAGAACCAUUCUCAGUCUCUAAUCUUGUGGAUGGACCAGUUAUAGCUAGAUAG
Molecule: messenger RNA, 522 nt
Organism: Solanum pennellii
Lineage: Eukaryota; Viridiplantae; Streptophyta; Magnoliopsida; Solanales; Solanaceae
Exons: 2
Coding region: 1-522 (173 amino acids)
Source: RefSeq, a predicted model, not a curated record